Messenger RNA from Cavia porcellus (domestic guinea pig), 4272 nucleotides. It is a transcript of the gene Tcf24, whose product is annotated as transcription factor 24. Gene Ontology annotation, molecular function: protein dimerization activity; RNA polymerase II transcription regulatory region sequence-specific DNA binding; DNA-binding transcription factor activity, RNA polymerase II-specific. Gene Ontology annotation, biological process: developmental process; regulation of transcription by RNA polymerase II. The record is from RefSeq and is a predicted model, not a curated record. The coding region runs from base 1078 to 1575 and encodes 165 amino acids. The transcript is spliced from 3 exons. Lineage: Eukaryota; Metazoa; Chordata; Mammalia; Rodentia; Caviidae.
UUCAAGUAUGUCCUAAGUACGCUGCUAGAAAGUACUCUAAGUCCGCUGAAACUUCACCCGCGAAAGCGACGGGUACGGGACGCGGCAGCCCCCGAGGGGUGGCGAUGCCCGCCGAACGCAUUCCUGGACGGCCUGCACCGCCGUGGGAGCGCAGCGCCCCUGUGGAAGCACCCUUGGGUCGGGUCCCUCCUCACGCUGCUGCAAAUGACACUCCCUGCGGAUCCAGGAAACGCUUAUGUCUGAAUAAUGAAACGAAAAAACGACGCCCGCCGAGGCAAUGAAAGCCGCCGGCCGGGGACCCGUCCCUAAGACUAGCGGCCGCCAUCCCCGGGCUUCGCGCAGCGCGCGCCAGCACCUUCGAGGUCUCGGAGCGCCUCCCUAAACAGCUCGCGGAGUCCUGAGGAGAGGGAACGGUGCUGUUAGCAGGACAGCAGGAAACGUUACCUGUGGUGGAACAAAGCCUAGCGCUUCGAUGUGGCACAUUUUCCCUCAGAAAGUUAAAUGCCACGCGGAAGCAAACGGCCGAGUUCCCCGCCUCAGCCGAACGCCCCUGGCAGGGUGGACUCAGACUGGACCCUGGCUGCAGGACCUUGACAAGAAGCGGUGACUCCCAGAGCCUGGGCCACCGACGCGGCGAGGGCGGGAGCCGAAGCGCUACGAGUACAGGAGAGACGCAGAAAGCUCCGGAGUCCGGGUGGAAGGAACCCCGGGUGGCCCCGCCCCCUGAACGGCCACGCCCCCGACCUAGCCCCGCCCCCAGACUGGCCCCGCCCCGCCAGACGGUUUGAUUAAUGACUCUCCCACUGCAGAAGGGGCGGCUCUGCACCGCCGCCUUCCUCAGCUUAGCCCCCGGUGCUGGGCGCUGACUUGUGCCCGACGUGUCUUCGCGGGCCAGGACACCCACGCGUGGCCAGGUGGACGCCUACCUAAAAAGCGAGAAACACCGCGGGUUGGAAGCAGCCCUCGGUGACCCGCAGGCCCUGGUCAAGCAGACCGGCUCGACGCCCUUGUCCACUCACAGUGCAGCCGAUCUCCGCUCCGCGGUUCAAGAAAGCGUGCGCAGUGCUGGACCCCACCAUGGACCGCGGCCGCCGGGCAAGCAGCCCGCCCAGCGCCUGCGCUGAGCCUGCGCCUCCAGCCUCCAGCACCCGAGACCCGAGCCCGGGGCGUCCCGGGCCAGCUGGCCCCGGGGUCUGUGCGCGCUCCGGAGGCGGGCGGCCGGCUGCAGCGAACGCGGCAAGGGAGCGCAGCCGCGUGCAGACUCUGCGGCAUGCCUUCCUGGAGCUGCAGCGCACGCUGCCGUCGGUGCCACCAGACACCAAGCUCUCCAAGCUGGACGUGCUGCUACUGGCUACCACCUAUAUUGCGCAUCUUACCCGCAGUCUGCAGGACGACGCAGAGGGGUCGGCGGACCCCAGUCUGGGCACCUUGCGUGGCGAUGGCUAUCUGCACCCGGUCAAGAAGUGGCCCAUGCGCUCAAGAUUAUACAUUGGUGCUACUGGUCAGUUUCUGAAGCAUUCUGUCGCUGGAGAAAAAGCAAAUCAUAACGGCACUCCAACAGACUCACAGCUUUAGGCUGUCUCCUGGUGGGAACUGGUAGAAGUGGUGGCUAUUGUUUUUAAGUACUAUGAAAUAAUUCUAUAUUUAUUACAAACAUAACAAACACCGUUUCUGAAAGUUCAUGCCAUAAUGUACAGUUAAAUUGUUCAGAUUUAUCUGUCUAAAACAUGCAAUGAGUCUUGUAUUAACCCACUGGUUAUCUAUUCAGAGUCACCGCUAAUAUAGUUUAAGAGAAACUAUUAGAAAAAAGAAAAGACACAAUAGCAAACAAACUACAUAUAUAUAUUCAUGCACACAUAUGAUUUCCAAAAAAUGCACACAUUUUCUGUAGUGUAUCUAUUAGAGGUUUAAAAGCCAACAUCCAUCAGUACACUCUUUCUAGUAUUUGUUUGUAAUGUAUCAGUAUUGCAUUUUUGUGGAAACCAGUUAUCUCUAGUUGGUCUAUGAAGCCAUUUCAAUUGGAAGAUGCAAGAUUAUUUAUUAAGUUUGGCUGUCUAUAUGUGUAAAUAUUGUUUCAGUAACUUCUGUAACUAGUUAUUUUUCCUUUCUAGAAAACUUGGACUGUAAGACAAGGCAUGGUCACCUUUCCAGACGUUCAAUCAAUAUUACAAGAUGCUCUAUAAGCCUCCAAGAUGUGGGAGGUACUAGAAAUACAUGCAGUCAGUGUGAAUAGCAGUCCAGAGGUCAUUGGGCUGCAGAGCUAUCAACCUUCCUCCCAGUCACACCAUAUCCACCCCAAGCUCCUUCAGGGUCUAUGCUAGAUACGCAGAUUUAUCUGUAGCCACCUUGAAAAGAUGGGAAUUUGCAAAACCUGUCUGGGGCCUUAAUUAAACUCCCAUGACCUUCCUUAGUCAGUGAUGGUGCCAGGCUCCUUCUUCCCUUGUCAUCUGCUGUUCAUAGUCUACCUCGUUGGCCAUUAUGAAAUGGGGGGAAAUCCUAUCUAAUUUUGGGAAUUCUGGCACUGAUCUGUGCCCUGAGGGUGUCUAAGGACCCCUCGGUUUUCCUAAAAUACUGUUUCCUGAAACUCAGUUUUCCUGAAACAUUUAGGGUUAACCGGACCCCCUUGAAUCUGCAAGAACAUAAAUCUCCAUCAGUAGGUCUUUCCCACUGCACACCAUUAAGUGCCCAGAGAGUAACAGGUCUGAUUUCACCACUGGUUUCAGUUUUCAGCAGGACCCUACCACAAAAUACUGUUUAGCAGUAAGGCUUUGCCUUUGACAAUAGUGUAAAAUUUCUUUUUACCUGGUUGCACAUGUUUUAAUGCCAAAGAAGUGUUAUUUCUGUCAUAGAUUAUCGUUUAAACAUUUUAUGCAAUUGCUAAAUAUGGUAACAAGCUUUAGUUAAUUGGAAAAUUUUGGAGAAAUUGCAUAUGGUAAGAGCUAUGAAUAGAGACGUUUAUGAGGAAAUACACAGAACCCUAAAACAAUGUAGAGACACCGGAAAAAUAACAACAUUAAUUACCUCUUUGCUGACUUAAGUUCCCUUUUAUCAUUUCUUGCUUUUCUUUUCAGUCUGUACUAUACUUUCCAAUGUAAAGUUAAUUUAUUUCUCAAUAAUCCAGUUUUUGUUCCUACUUUCUGUCUUUCUUUCUUUCUUUUCUUUUUUUUUUUUUUUUUUUUUUUUUUUUUUUUUUUUUUUUUGAGACAAGAUCUCAAUAUGUAAUACAGCCUGACUUUGAACUUACUUUGUGGCUCAGAUUGACCUUAAACUCAUGACACUCUUGCCAAGUGCUAGGAUUAUCAGCCUGUGCCACCGAACCUAGCUCAAUAAUCCAGCUUUAAAGAUUUUUUUAACUUUUUUUAUUUAAAGAAAGAAAAGAAAAUUUUUUAAAAGAGAAAAAAGGUAGGAUAUUACAGAAUUCAAAAAAAUUAACGUCAUAAACUUGCUAGUUGAUACAUUACAUAUUGUCAUAAAGAUGUAUUUUCACCUCAGUUUUCUUCCAGCUUUUGGUGGUGAAAUGAAGAUCAUUUGAAAGCAAGAACUAUCACUCAGUUAAUUCCGAGUCCAUGACUUUGUUUUGGCUCAUAGCCAAUGAUUUGUAAGUUCUAUUAUUUUAAUAUAAAUAUUCUUAAACUGUGACCAAUAAAAAGCUUUUUAUGUAUUAAUGUGUAACACAAACUAGUAUAUUUAAGUGUUUAUGAAUCUAUUUACCCACUCAUUUAACAUUAAAACUAAUAAAAAGUACAAAAAGAUUUAGAGUCAGCCCUUCGCUGUUAUGUUAUUGGCAUAAGAGGUGCUAGACAGUUUAUCUUAAGGAAUGAAAUAAAAACUUCUUUCAGGUUACCUCAAAUAGACCUGUGAAUGCUAAGUUUGAUGUAUGAAUUUCAGAAAAAAAUGAUUUGCUUGUUAACAGUUAUGAUCUAUUAGUUUGGUGCCAGCAAUUAAUUAGGGGAUUGGGGGAAAUGUGCUUUUGUUGAAUUAAUAGACUUUCCUAAGUCAUUCUGUUAGUAGAGCUUUGCCAUUAAUUAUAUUACUUUCUAUUUCUACUUGCCUAGCUACAAAUGUUUUAUUAUCAAAGAAGUAUACUUCUAUCAUAGAUUUUCAUAACAUUUUAUUAAAUUCUUGAAUGUACAAACAGCUAUUAGGAGUUUGAAAGAUUGAAGAGAAAGUCCAGUUUUCACCACAAGGUUCAAAAGAGCAUGCUGUUCUAAUUAAUGAUGCAUGAUCAACAUAAAAGGUAUUGUUAAAAUAAAGGACUAAUUUAAAAAUUAA